Messenger RNA from Porites lobata, 1496 nucleotides. The record is from the annotation of a GenBank genome assembly. NCBI's taxonomy places the organism in Eukaryota, Metazoa, Cnidaria, Anthozoa, Scleractinia, Poritidae.
AUGAAAGACAGAAUAGAGAGCUCCGAACAAUCAGUUAUUAAACUGAAAAGACACAUGGAAAACGGCACUUGUCCGCCGGACUUGCGUUACGACGCAAAAGCGAACAUUUUUCCAGACGAGGACUUCAAGUCCGACAUUAAAGCCAUCCGAAAGGAGGCUGAGCAGAAAUUUUUAGGAGCGCUCACUAGGUUUCACAACCGUCGCAUCGACCGCAAUCAGGCACAAUUGCGAAAAGCCACAACUUGUAAUAAGAAUACAUUAGUCAAAGCAGGCAAAAGUCAAUCUGACUCAUGUAACAUUCCAGAAAGUUUAAAAGCUAUAACAGCUAACCUAGAGAAACGCCUUGAAGAAGUAAAUGCAAUGCUGUACGACCUUAAAGAGGCAAACAAUAAAACUGUUGAAACUUAUACUCGUGUGGUCUCUGACUCAGGGUCUAGUAAUAAGAAGGACCACGGGAUUAGAAAGCGCAAAUUUAAGAACAAAAAACACACAGAAAGACGAAAGAAAACCCGCAAAGAUAUUAGAGCUAUGAGAACAGAAUCCAAUAGAAAAUACAUAAAGAACCUCUCCAAUCUAGAACUUACAAAUGAUCAGAUAAAUCUGCUCUCUCGUGGAUUAAAAUUUGUCCCUACGCCUACAACAAACGAAACCGCAUUAAGAAAACAACUCCUUACAGACUUCAAAGAUUUUGCUAGGAGAAUGCGGCUCCAGUUUAUAUAUCACGGCAAGGACAAAAACAUCCACCCCUUCUACGUUAAGUCAAACUGGGAACCACCAGUUCAACAGUCUGUCACCCUAGAGAGCUAUCUAGAAGAAAUUAAAAUACAACUUGCGCACACACCGAUAACCAAAGCUAUACCCAACCUACCGCUAAAUGAGAGAAAAGCUAUCACAGAGCUAAAAAACAACUCUGAAAUAAACGUCAAGAAAGCGGAUAAAGGUACUACCACAGUCAUAAUGAACAAACUGGAUAAAACACACGAGGGGCAGACCCUGUUAGACGAUGGAAACAACUACACACCCCUCGAAGACCCCAUGGCAGGGGCAACUUUCCAAAAAGUGAAACAAAUAGUCGAAGAACUACAUCAGGGAAGUUUUAUUGACGAAAUGACUGUUAAAUGGUUAUCACAGACACCUAACCCACCCAGAAUACCUGUCUUCUACACUCUCACAAAGAUUCAUAAGCCAACUCCUGUUGGCCGUCCUAUAGUGGCAGGAAACGACGGACCCACCGAGCGAAUAUCAUCAUUCGUUGACAGCCUACUUCAGCCUAUAGCUAAGUCACAAAAGUCCUAUCUUAAGGACACAACUGACUUUAUUAACUUCAUAGAAAGGAGAAACCUCCCAGGGGACGUUUUCCUAGUCUCCUUAGACGUUACUAGCCUGUACACAAAUAUCCCACAGGAAGAGGGAAUAAACACAGUAUGCAAAGCAUACCAGACUUUCUACGGGGAAAACACCCCCAUCCCCACACAAUCCCUCAGAAGAAUCCUUAA